Molecule: messenger RNA, 1098 nt
Organism: Auanema sp. JU1783
Lineage: Eukaryota; Metazoa; Nematoda; Chromadorea; Rhabditida; Rhabditidae
Source: the annotation of a GenBank genome assembly
AUGCAUUCUGAUUCCAUGUCCGAGAGUGAGGAUCUAAGCAACGAUUUUUCGAAUCGAACGAUCUUCAUUUGCGGAUUCAUCACGAAACGAUGGCAUAACAGUUCGUUACUGGCAAUAAUUCAUGACCUUCUCCCGAACUUCUUCCUCUCAUGUAACAACGAUACUCACAACGUAGCGGAAAGAUCCAGAGAGAUGAUAUCCAAUGCUGAUGUCAUGAUCUUCUUUGUGAAUGAAUUCACUAUUAGCGAUACAAAUUGUCUCAAAAUGCUUCAAUAUGCUUGGCAUCUCAUGAUUCCAAUUAUCAUGCUCCGUCCUCCGAAAACUAAACUCGUUAUCAGCAAACGACAGAACAGGAGAACGGAUAUGCAUGUUGGUAACGGUUCCAUAUCAAGAAUUGCCACUGAACCAAUUGGGCGAUUCGACCUCUCAAACAUUGACUACAGUCUUCUUCAAGAUAUUUUACACGAGGGCUAUAAACGUUCAAUAGUUUAUAAUCGUCAGGCUCAUGAGAGAUCCAUGAAAAAACUACAUGAGCGCCUAGAAAAUCUUUUCAAAAAAAAUAACAUAAACUCUUUCUCAACUGAGCAACCUCCGUUCUUUCUGUCUCCAUCAAGAAAUUCCAACUCGCAGUUGGUAGUUUCAAACAUAGCUUCAGCGAAAACGAGCCCCAUUCACACAACGAAAAGCCUCAGCAACUUGGCGACGAUCGACACGAAAACACCAAAGAUGAACAAAGCAACACCUGUACACACUCCUUUGAAGAAGCAAUCCAGUUGGGGAUUCGCAACUUCCUUUAGUAGAGAUUCUUCGUUUGAAAGAAGAAUGAGCCUCAGUCAUUUCACAAUUGACGAUUUGUCGAAUUUUCAACAAACGCAAUACCUAGUAUUCCCACUGAAGGAUGGAAAUAAGAAACCAACUUUAGUCAAAUUCCCCGAUGAUCUCAUUGAAGAGAAGUACAAAGAGGAAAGUUUGUGGGGAUCCGAUACAAGUCUUGAGGAAGAAGCUAAAAAUGCUUCGAGAAUAGCUCGUGGAAUCAGCAUUGAUGUGGAAGAAACCUCCCCAAUAUCUUCGCCCCCUCCGUAUAUAGAAGAUAUUUGA